This is a messenger RNA of Microthlaspi erraticum, 804 nucleotides long. The record is from the annotation of a GenBank genome assembly. Lineage: Eukaryota; Viridiplantae; Streptophyta; Magnoliopsida; Brassicales; Brassicaceae.
AUGGAAGAUGUAAAUGUGAUGCGUCAUUUCUAUGGAAUACCUCUUGAUUCAGACGACCAUGGGGAAACACUUAAAUGGUUGGCGUAUGGACCACUUAGCUCUGCACGGUCGUAUACAGGUUAUAUUGUGAAUGGGCAACAAUUUCACACAAGAUCAGUUGAUAGGAAAAGUCAGAAUAGUGGGGUUUUCUAUGAGGCUACAGCAGUCUAUAGGUCUAGUGCGAAAGACACUUCACAGUGUCAAUGGGCAGUGAAGGCUAAUGGAGUUAAGAUAGAAGAUGGUUUCACAAUAGUUAACAUGAAUCAUAGUCAGGUCUCAUUUUCAAAGGAUCCAUAUAUAUUAGCCUCUCAUGCGAAGCAAGUAUUUUACCUAAGAGAAGACGAGUCAUCAAAUUGGCAUGUUGUUAUGCGAGGCCCUUCACAGAGAUACAGUAAGAAAGAAUCUGAUGAUGGACUUGCGGAGAUUGGACCAUUGCCAUCUAGUGUUGUCAUGGAUGUAGACAUGGAAGAAGCAGAAAAGCCUUUAAAUACAAGAGGAUUAGGUUUAGGGUCAAAGGGAGUCAAGGGGAAGCAACAUUUUUCGGGUUUGACUGUUGACUCCUCAGCUCGAUCGAGUUGGAACUUGGCCGGUCGAGUAGAUGGUCGAGCUGACUUCAAGAUGGCUUCCUCCUUCGUCCUUUGCGUGUGGUUGAGCUGCGUCCAUGCACCAAGUCCUUCCUUGCUCCUCACGUCCCAAAUGCUCCAAAGUGCUCCAAAAGACCUAUUUCAAGGACCAAACAUGCACAUGUAUGCAAAUGCAACCUAA